Messenger RNA from Schistocerca piceifrons (Central American locust), 840 nucleotides. RefSeq lists its product as uncharacterized. The transcript is spliced from 5 exons. The coding region runs from base 1 to 840 and encodes 279 amino acids. The record is from RefSeq and is a predicted model, not a curated record. NCBI's taxonomy places the organism in Eukaryota, Metazoa, Arthropoda, Insecta, Orthoptera, Acrididae.
AUGAGUAGCCCGUGGAAGCUCGUGAGUCAGAGUGCAGACCUCGAGGUGACUGAAGAACGUUUUGCAGAUUCGCCACCGCGGUUCUCAACGUGCGACAGCUGGGAGCCGUCCGCCGCGGUCUCAGCUGCGCAGCGCCUGGCAGACCGCCUCUGGGACUCCGCACUGCCGCCGCCGCCGGCAGCUGGAGCGGCGGAGGGAGGGGGGUGCGCCGGCGCCCUGGCGCAGCUCCGCCGCCUCACGCGGCGCCAAUACUUGCAACUCCUCGAGGAGCUCGACUGCUGCAUGGCUGACGACUGUCUCGACUCCCGCUCUGUACCGAGGUUGAACAACAUGGAAUGGAACAUGACAACGCUGCAAGCGGCUGAUCUCAGGCAUCAUAUCCUGUCCCAGUCAGCGCGUGCUGUUCGACGCAUCACAAAAGCCAUUGCCAACAGAGUGAAGUGUGAGUGGUGGCGUCAUGUUCAGUUUGAGUGGAGGGAUAAACCUGAGCUGCAGGCCCAGGCGGCUGUUUUCCGGGAACGACUCUCCAGCUGCUGGCGGGACUUGGCGCAGCUGCUCUCACUCGGUGCGACGCACGCCUCGCAGCUGUUGGUUCCCCUCGCAUUCGAACGAAUGGGUAACCACGCAAGUGAUCAGCAACUCCACGGUUGGAUUAAGGACAUGGAACGUGUGAAUGACAUGCUGCGCACGAAAUUAACCGGAUGUGUACAUGACAUGCAAUUAGCCAGCAAACAGGUGGAGCACUACGAGGUGGAAGAAGACAAGGACAGGCCAGGGCACGUGAUAAUCAGUUAUAGAAAACACAGGGAUCAUUUAAUUCAAAAUGGAGUAAAGAACUAG